This is a messenger RNA of Uloborus diversus, 1225 nucleotides long. It is a transcript of the gene ringer, whose product is annotated as tubulin polymerization-promoting protein homolog. Gene Ontology annotation, cellular component: microtubule. NCBI's taxonomy places the organism in Eukaryota, Metazoa, Arthropoda, Arachnida, Araneae, Uloboridae. The transcript is spliced from 4 exons. The record is from RefSeq and is a predicted model, not a curated record. Gene Ontology annotation, molecular function: tubulin binding. Bases 232 to 798 code for a protein of 188 amino acids. Gene Ontology annotation, biological process: microtubule bundle formation; microtubule polymerization; positive regulation of protein polymerization.
CUCAUCAGUGGCAUCUUUUCCUCUCGGUUUGUUUCUGUUUCAGUUUCGGGCGUUCAUCGUUUUCGGUCGGUGGUUUAAAUGGAUAUUUUAGUGUACAUAAUCUGCCCGGACAUGAAAUAAUUUGGAAAAAAUUACAUUUUUGUUCGACACUUUUGUGUUUCGUCUGCAGGAAAUAAGGAUUUCUUACUUUUCUCUGGUACAAAUAAACGGAAACAAACAGUUGUGGCAGGUAUGGCGGCUAUCGUCGAGGGCGAAUCACCCGCAAACCCUCCAAAAGAAAACAGCACCAGCAAUGAAGGUUCAGCUAUGGAUGGACCUUCCUUUACUGACCAAUUUAAACUUUUUGCCAAGUUCGGUGACAGCAAGAGUACGGGCGAAGCUAUUACCUUGUCAAACAGCGACAAAUGGAUGAAACAGGCCAAAGUCAUUGACAAGAAACUCACUACGACAGAUACAGGCAUCUACUACAAAAUGGUGGCUAAGGCAAAAAAGUCGCUGCCAAUUAAAGAAUAUGAACAGUUUUUGGAGACGUUAGCGAAGAAUAAAAAGGCAGAUGUUUCUGAAAUGAAGCAAAAGAUGGCUUCGUGUGGUCCACCAGCGACAUCGAAAACGACAUCAACGGCGGCAGCUGGCGCUGUCAGUCGUCUUACCGAUCACACGAAAUACACUGGAACGCACAAGCUCCGAUUCGAUGAUUCCGGUAAAGGUCGCGGAAAAGAAGGACGAGUGGACAAGCCCAACACCACUGGUUACGUACAAGGGUACAAGGAGCAAGGCACCUAUGAAACAACACAUUGAAAACUUCACCAUUCAUGUAUAUAAGAUUUCGAAUUGUGUGACUUUCGCUUGGGACCUUAAUCUUGCUGUUGGUUAAAUCAUAGAAUUUUAAAAUUGAUGAAAACUCAGAAAAGCAAAGUUUUGAUUUCAAUAAUGAUUUGAACUCUCGUAAAAUUAUAUAAAAUUUAUUUUGGCAAAUUUAUUCAAAUAUAAUAAGUAGGAAAGCAAUAAAAUAAUCUUGAUGCAAACCUAGAUCAAAAAAGGAAGUAAAGAAAUACCUUUGCGAAAAAAGUAAAAGAAAAUAUGAAAACAUGAAAUCGCACUCGUUUGCAGAGAACUGCAUACAUGUGUUUCGGGCUUACAAGAUACUGCUUUCUCAGUGCAAAAGUCCUAUGUCUCUUUCAUCCAUCGAUUACUUCUUUUGCAUUGAAAAGGGGGUUCCUUGUAA